AUGCCGGUGCCGUCGUUCAAUGUGAUCAAUGGCGGCAGCCACGCUGGGAACCGCCUGGCCUGCCAGGAGUUCAUGAUCCUCCCGAUCGGCGCGAGCUCCUUCAAGGAGGCCCUGAUCAUCGGUGCGGAGGUCUAUCACACGCUGAAGAGCUGCAUCAAGAAGAAGUACGGCCAGGACGCGUGCAACGUGGGCGACGAGGGCGGCUUCGCGCCCUCGGUGCAGGACAACAACGAGGCCCUGGACGUGCUCAUGGACGCCCUCGAGAAAUCUGGCCACAAGGACAAGGUGAAGAUCGGCACAGACGUUGCGGCGUCGGAGUUCUACAAGGAGGGUAAGUACGACUUGGACUUCAAGAACCCAGACAGCGACAAGUCCAAGUGGCUCACUGGCACCGAG
Messenger RNA from Prorocentrum cordatum, 396 nucleotides. NCBI's taxonomy places the organism in Eukaryota, Dinophyceae, Prorocentrales, Prorocentraceae. The record is from the annotation of a GenBank genome assembly.